Molecule: messenger RNA, 1274 nt
Organism: Pseudo-nitzschia multistriata
Lineage: Eukaryota; Bacillariophyta; Bacillariophyceae; Bacillariales; Bacillariaceae
Source: the annotation of a GenBank genome assembly
AGAGACCACUAUUUUCUUCAAAGAAAACAAUUAUUUUGGGUUACCAGAAAACGACGUUCUYUUCUUUCAACAAGGAAUGCUCCCAUGUAUGAAUGACGACGGGAAAAUCAUUCUUGAAAGAGCUGACAAGGUGGCAAUGGCUCCAGAUGGGUAAGUUGUUUUGUGCUACAAACACUUGAGAGAUUCAAGAAAUUAUCUUGGUGACAUCAAUAAACUUUCUCUUACAUGAUACCAUUGCACUACGAUUUCGCAAAUUUAGCAAUGGUGGGAUCUAUCCGUCAUUGAAAAACUCGGGAAUGAUCGACGAUAUGGUAAACCGAGGGACGAAGUACAUUCAUGUGUUUAGUAUUGACAAUGCCCUGACAAAAAUUGCAGAUCCAGUAUUCAUUGGACACUGCGUGAAAACCCAGGCCGAUUGCGGGAAUAAGGCUGUGUGGAAGAAGGGACCMCACGAAAAGGUUGGCGUGCUUGCCGAGAAAGGCGGCAAGCCGUGYAUUGUUGAAUACUCGGAAAUUACCACCGAGAUGGCAGAACAAACCGACGGAGAAGGCCGGUUAGUCUAUGGGGCCGGAAAUAUUUGCAAUCACUUCUACACGUUGGACUUUUUGUGUGACAAGGUCGUUCCGAACCUAGGAAAUAUGUAUCAUAUUGCCAGAAAGAAGAUYYCCUACUACGAUGAAGAGUCAAAGAGUACCGUGAAAYCCGAAGCAAACAACGGAAUCAAGCUGGAAUCUUUCAUCUUCGACAUUUUUCCUWUGUCUGAGCGAAUGGCAGUACUGGAAGCGCAGCGGGAAGAGGAAUUUGCCCCGGUGAAGAAUGCCCCAGGUUCUGCUUCCGAUAGGUCAGUUGUAUUUUAUACAUGCAUAGCAUCGAUGUUUUUCGACCGAUUUAAAGUGGUGGUAUUCAACAUCCUACUUUUGUGCAAUUGGUCAAUACUCAAAACUUCACCGUUUUCUUUCAUUCGUACGGCACCAAACCUAUUUCAAAAACUUGAUUCUCUCUAAUGCAGCCCAGACACCGCUCGUGUCUACCUUUCCAAACAGGCUCAAAAGUGGGUCAUCGAAGCUGGAGGUAAUCUGACGGGKGAUUUAGAAAGCCAGUGCGAGAUCUCACCGAUGACGAGCUACGGCGGUGAAGGUCUUGAAGAUUUAGUUCGAGGAAAGGAUAUUCACUGUCCAUUUUCAYUAUAAUUAGGCGCUGUGGUCAGUUUUUUGUUCCAGACAGCCAAGCCUGUUCUAACUACAAGUACUUCAUAAUAAAUAAGUCAGCGUACG